Molecule: messenger RNA, 1332 nt
Organism: Paramisgurnus dabryanus
Lineage: Eukaryota; Metazoa; Chordata; Actinopteri; Cypriniformes; Cobitidae
Product: protein phosphatase 1 regulatory subunit 3G
Biological process (GO): regulation of glycogen biosynthetic process
Cellular component (GO): protein phosphatase type 1 complex
Molecular function (GO): protein phosphatase 1 binding; glycogen binding
Source: RefSeq, a predicted model, not a curated record
CUUGCGUAAAGAGUGCAGCUCCAGUUCAGGUAUUAAAAAGACUUUCUGGUCAUAAGUUACUGCAGCUACUGUUGGUUUAUAUUAUGAAUGCUGAUGGAGAGAAAGCAGCCAGAGCAGUUCGGCUCAUCUACUAAACUGGACGAUGCUAUCCAAAAGAGCAACAAAAUUGACAGGAAAAGAGCCAAAUCCCUGCCUGAAUCAUCAACAGUCAAGGAAAGUCACGGAUGUGGAAAGAGGGUCCAGUUUGCAGACACAAUGGGACUGAACUUGGCAAGUGUGCGACAUUUUGACAUCUCCGAUGAUGGGAAUGAAACAUGCACUGUAUUAUCUGGAUCCAAAGGUUGCCAUUCACAGCAUGUCAAUGAUUUUCGAUCAGCUCUGAAUUUCUCAUGUUUAGUUCCAGCUUUUAACCUGCCCAUUAGCUCUGAUGCAGUCGAUCUGAAGUCACGCCGACUGGGAGUUGCAUUGGAGAGCAUUACAACCAGAUCUAAUGUGGAAGGUCUUAUCAGAGUAAUGAGGGGCCACUCAACAAAAGAAGUUGGGGUCAGGUACACUUUAAAUAACUGGUUGACAUUUUCGGAUAUUCAAGCUGCACCCAGACUGGAUGAAGAACCUGUGCUGCAAUGGGAACAUUAUCACUUUGUUUUGCAGGCACCACCCUGCUCUGACCAAGAUUCGUCUGUGCAUUUCGCAGUGUACUGUCGGACUGAUCAUGGGGAAUACUGGGACAAUAACGAUGGCCAAAACUACACAUUAAAGAUUCAGAUCCCUUGAUGAAAUUGUGGUAUUUGACAAUUUGAUGGAAUGAUCAGUAAGGGGGUUUAAUAAACUGAAGCUAACUGUACCUGCAGAUAUAAUAAAAUCAUGAUUAUUUGUCUGUCUAUUAACUUAUUUUCAAUUCAGUGUAUUUAUUAAUUUUACUUAUUCAUUUUAGCUGACGCUUUUAUCCAAAGCGACUUACAAUUGCUAUAUAUGUCAGAGGUUGCACGCCUCUGGAGCAACUAGGGGUUAAGUGUCUUGCUCAAGAACACAAUGGUGUGUCACAGCGGAUUCGAACCCAGGUCUUUCACACCAAAGGCGUGUAUCUUAUCCACUACGCCAUCACCACCCCUAUAAUGAUAAUAUACUGUAUACGUUCAUCAAUAAUGUUGUUAUAUUUCCUUUACAAGUCUUACUCAAAAUUUUUCAUGCUAAAAACAUGAGCUCCAUUGGUUUAACACUACCAUUUAAAGGUUUAGGAUCACUUCACUGAAAUCUUUCUCAUUAGGCCUUUAUAUAUUAUGAUUGUGCUUCAUUCAUUAAAAGAAAAAGCUUUUGAAUUGGAUGAUUUUG